Molecule: messenger RNA, 1328 nt
Organism: Mesocricetus auratus (golden hamster)
Lineage: Eukaryota; Metazoa; Chordata; Mammalia; Rodentia; Cricetidae
Product: putative selection and upkeep of intraepithelial T-cells protein 1 homolog
Exons: 7
Coding region: 234-1328 (364 amino acids)
Biological process (GO): regulation of cytokine production; T cell receptor signaling pathway
Cellular component (GO): external side of plasma membrane
Molecular function (GO): signaling receptor binding
Source: RefSeq, a predicted model, not a curated record
GAAUUUCUCUGUCAAAAAAAGGAACAAACUGUGAAGUGGGCAAAAUCACAGAGCCAGAAUUUGAGAAUAGAAGAGACUUGAGGAUCAGAUUUACCUGGCCUCUAUCUGACUCUAGAUCGUCUUUCCCUCGAUACAGAAAAACGACUGACAAUUAUCAGAAAUCUGGGUGAGCCAACUGAGAUUGUCUAUUGGAACAGUGGAGAGCUGACUUGCAACCAUCAAACUCAAGUGUGAUGAGUGAUGAAAAACUACUUGUUUACAGAUUCUGUGCUGUUGUCAUGUAUCUCCUUCAAAUAGAAACACUGAGGGCAGAACGAUUCACAGUGACUGGAGUGAGUGUAUUAGAGGGGCCAGUCUUAGCUCCAUUUGGUACAGUACUUGAGCUCAGUUGUCAGUUGUCUCCACCACAAAAUGCUCAGCACAUGGAGAUCCGCUGGUUCAGGACACACUAUACACAGCCUAUUCAUCUAUACGAUGAUGGAAAAGACUUAUUUGGAAAAAUUAUUCCCAAGUAUGUGGAGAGAACAGAGCUCCUGAAAGAUGCCAUUAAAGAAGGGAAAGUGACCCUCAGAAUCUUUAAUGUCAAUCCUGAUGAUGAUGGGCGGUACCACUGCAUCUUCAAAGAUGGAAAAUUCUAUGAAGAGCACAUCACAGAAGUCAAGGUCAUAGCUGGGAGCUCCUGGGUUCAGAUUCUUGCUCAUCCUCCUACUACCAAAGGAGUGAUAGUGGAAUGUCACUCCCGAGGUUGGUUCCCACAGCCUCACUCGGAAUGGAGAGAUAGUAGAGGAGAGAUCAUUCCAGCUACAUCAAAAUCCUAUUCACAGGAUGGAGACAAAUUGUUUGAUAUGAAGAUGACACUUCUCCUUAGAGACAGCUCCCUCAGGAACAUCACUUGCUGCCUUUGGAACCCUUUAACAGGCCAAGAGGAAAGCACAGGAAUUGUUCUACCAGAUGAAAUGUUUUCUUGGAAUUUUAUUUGGAAGAUGUUUGUGGGUGCACUUCUGAUUGUGAUGAUACUCUUCAUCAUAAUUCCAAGUAUUAAACUACAUAUUCUAGAAGGUUGCUCCUGCACACACAGCUCCCCUUGGUGUGUUGCCAUGCUGAUAGCCACUCUUUCUACUGCUACGCUCCUAUUACUCAUCUUCAGUUUGUAUAGAAAAAAUAGAGAAUCUCUCAAGAUUAUUUGUAGCAAGGAUGAGGUAGGAAGGAGGGAGCCAUUGUUGCAAUCUGAUGAUAAGCCUCUGACCCUCCCCUUCCCACUUCUACGGCUGAGUGUCAACAACAUCGGUACCAUUACCACAGACUUUGCUACCUGUGUAUUACCCUGA